This is a messenger RNA of Branchiostoma floridae (Florida lancelet), 1234 nucleotides long. Its product is annotated as dynactin subunit 3-like. Lineage: Eukaryota; Metazoa; Chordata; Leptocardii; Amphioxiformes; Branchiostomatidae. The transcript is spliced from 2 exons. The record is from RefSeq and is a predicted model, not a curated record. Gene Ontology annotation, cellular component: dynactin complex. Gene Ontology annotation, biological process: cytoskeleton-dependent cytokinesis. The coding region runs from base 44 to 607 and encodes 187 amino acids.
UUUAAACUUUGUCCCGCGUGGAGAAUUCUGGGUAGCAUCAGACAUGGCGGACGGAAGUGAAAUUUCUGUCUUGGAAGCCCGGCUUCAACGUCUUGAAGAGGCCGUCUACGGCGAAGAAGGCGAACAGCGGUCUGAACCUGCAGUAGAGAGUCUUGCCAAUUUUCAGGGUCAUGUCAAUAGCUCUUUGGAGGGGUAUGAUCGCAUCAAACAAGCGUGGAGAAAGCUGGAAGAUAUCGAGAAAUAUCUGGACCCCGCCUUCGUUGACCGCCUGACCCUGCCAGACACCGCGAAAGCAGAGAUCGUUCUGUCUGCAGAGAAGGAUAUGAAGGCUCUAGCAGCUCAGCUGGAGGAGGUACAGAAGAUGAAGGAUGUCUUUGAUAGCGAGCACAUCAGAGCGACGGCAAACUACACAUCCCAACUCCACAGUUUGGCACAGGUCCACCUUGAGCAGCAGGAACAGGCAGAGGUCCUGACUGAUGAUGUAAGAAGACUGCUGAGUGAAUACAACCGACUGGUGGACCUCAUGUCCAAGCAGUUUGUGCUCUGGGAUGAAACCCUCACCAAAUAUGAAACAGCCAAUUUACCCAAGAAAUCAGGAGCAUACUAAUAUUACUAAUCUAGAUUUAGUUACAUGUAUUCGUGUUGCAACCGAUAGUUUUGACGUGGAAGCACAUGUGACAAGGUAUCAUACAAUUUAACUGUACUAGUAAUACAACCAGGAUCAUCAAUUGGACAUACUGGACUGUUGACGUAAAGGUCAUAUAGAGUGUAUGCUGGUUAUAUGUCUGUUUCAUAUACAUUAUCUGCCUUAUGAUUGAGAGGGUGCAAUUGUUACACAUACUAGAAAUCCAGUGCUUGUGUAUGGACUUUGCACUAAUUGCUAGAUACAUUGUGCAUGUAUCUGGGGACCACAUUCAAAUUACUUAGUAGUAUGAUGAAACCUUGCAUCAUUGAAUCUUUCUUUUCUUGCUUUGAGUCUAUGAAUGAUAGCUAUGACUAUGAAGUACAAGUUGAAUGUAUGUUUUGCUGAGUAAAAUUAACUGAAAUCUGAAGAGCGUACAUGUUGCCUUAACAGAUAUGAGACCAAUGUAUACUGAAGUGGUACAUACUGAUGAUUGAUUCAGGAGGAACAGGAUUAAUGUAUUGGAUUGCAAAUGAACCAUAGCGUUAUUAUGUUACAUGUGUACAAGCCUGGUGUGGAAGUGAAAUAAGGAAUAAAGUACAUGUAAUAUCA